Molecule: messenger RNA, 1605 nt
Organism: Pocillopora damicornis (cauliflower coral)
Lineage: Eukaryota; Metazoa; Cnidaria; Anthozoa; Scleractinia; Pocilloporidae
Cellular component (GO): membrane
Source: RefSeq, a predicted model, not a curated record
AACAACUUCCGUUAAGAGUAACAUGGCGGAACAACAAGGGGAUAGUUUUUUUGAGUUUUCGCCAGACUUCAUCACCAAGACAUGGUUAGGCAGGCUAAAAUGCGUAGAGUUGUUGUUUACACUUUUGGCUGGUGCCUGUGGCUCAUCAGUUAAUUCGUGGAUUUACAUUAAUGGCAGUGGGUAUGGAUGCGGUUGUGUUGGAAAACUUACCUUCUUCGAUUUCGUCGCAUGGACCGCGUUCGUAAACGCUCUCAUCGACAUAAUUCUCCAUCUGAUUGGUUUUUGGGAAAAGCUACUGUGGUUUUUCCGCCAUCCUGUCCUAUUCCUAGUUCUUUGUGGGCUGGCUGUUUUGGGUUUCUUAAUUGGCUCAUCGCUGACAGCUUCGUGUGCAAAACAUAUUUGUGUUACAAGUCCAAGCACCGCAGGUGCAGCCACCUUUUUCGGUUUCGUCUGCUUGGCUCUGUUCGCUGUGGAGUUCUUCAUGCACUUUCAAGUGUACAGGGAUAUGAAACAAGAGACACCGCAUCCUUCUUCAGCUGCAGGCAUGGCACCAGAUUACAUAGAACCACCCCCAGCUAACCCAUAAAACUACCAGCGGUGUUGUUCAUUUGAGUGGUUAAGACUUCCUAUUUGUUCACAACCAGUACUAGUUCUUCUGUUUGCAGUUUUAUAUCAUUGUUUUAUUCAAGGCUGAAAAUUACGCAAGUUUUAGAGUGAGAUAGAUUGGUCAGGCCUCGAGAAAGACUUCAACUCUAACGAGCAACGUACUCUGCGACAAGUUCUGUCUGCGUCCUUAAAUACAGCCUUGCACUCAAUUAGAUUCCUAACUCCCUGUACUAAUAUUAUAUAACCUGUUUUGGGAUCGAUAUUUUUACAAAUGCUUAUGGACUCACGUAUCUUUUUAAGGUAAGCUGAAACUGCUGUUUUAGAGAUAAUCGAUCGACGAUUUAAUUAAUUGAACUGCGAUUUACAACCUACCAACACCCUCUUUUAUCAAGAGAAAGCAAAUUAAGGUGUGUCUGAUCUGCUAUGUACUUAACUAAUUAAACCACUUAACCUUUUAACUCCCAGAUCAAAUUUGUAAUUCUCCUUACAGUCCACCAUACAAUUCUUAGAAUGUUAGUUCAGGGAAUUUAGUAUUGGGUCAACUAAUUAUCCCCAAAUUGAUAUUUGUCUUUAUUCUCAUCACUUAUCUGGUUGAUAUUGCAUUGAUAUAGAAGGGAAAAAUUCUGUCUUGAUCACUCAUGGGAGUUAAAGGGUUUAAUGGCUGUUGAUGUCUGGCAGCCUUUAAACUUUAAUUACAAAAUGACUUGAGAAACUCCAUAAUUAAGAGGGAAGUUUUUGAACCUGUGGCAUUUUUCUAAAGGUAUUGAUCUCACAGAAUUUUCAAAUUUGUGGGGAGGACAAAGGUUCAUGGCCAGGCUGAUAAACCCUUAAACUCUCAGCUUCUGAUUCUCCUUUCUCCCUGCCACAUAUUACUUUGUAAACUAUUAAAGAGAAUUUGUUGUUAUAAGGGUAGUAUGCUCUUGCUGAAGAGUCUGUAUUUUCUGGAGAUGUAAUCAGAGUUCUUAAGUUAAUUUGCUGGGGUGAGACACCUCAGGCCUC